CUACCGUAGCCGUGUGACGUCAGGCGCGACGUUUUCAAAACAAAGCACACCACUUCACAACAUUACGCAGCGGGACAACAACGUGGAAAACGCGAGCUUCCAAAAGCAGUGCAUAUUUAGAACGUUCUCCAUUGAAUUUGGUGCAUCGAUUGACGAAAGUGUAACGAAAUCGUCUUGCUUCUUCACCGAAAGUGUGCACAACGUUCCAAUUACACAGCAAAAGGUGUAUUUUUAGAGAAAAUUGUGUGCGUGUUUACAUUGUUCGGUGAACCAAGGACCAAGGGGAAGAAACUUCCAAUUUGUACUGUCCCCUAGUGUUGGAGCUGAUCAAUAUCAUGGAUUACGAGGAACUGGCUACGAUGGUGGAGGAGGCAAAUCAAUCGGAGCGCAAGGAAAGCGGCAAACGAGGACGCAAACCGGGUCGCAAGGUGUCUACAGAGAAGAUCGACAUGAAAGCUAAACUCGAACGCAGCCGGCAAAGUGCUCGUGAGUGUCGUGCCCGCAAGAAGCUUCGCUACCAGUACUUGGAGGAGUUGGUGACCGAUCGCGAGAAGGCCGUGAUUGAGCUGCGCCGCGAGCUGGAAAAGCUGCACAACUGGGCGCUCGAGGUUGAAGCCGGUCGGUGCCCGGACGGGCUGCAGGAACUGCUCGAGGAGCUGGGUGCCAUGAAGCAGGAGUAAUUGUCCCACUUGUUUUUUUUUGGGAGUUACGUUCCUUUCAGAAGCUUUUGUUGCUCGGUGUGCAUCGUAUCUCAAUAUGCAGCAAUCGUUACUGCGUAUUAGGAUAGAGCGAAAAGGUUUCACACAUUAGCCCAGUUUUUGCGUUGCAUUUAGUUGCACUCAAUAAUAGCUUUUGCUUUCCUUCAUAUUGUUUUCGUUUUCGUUUCCUUUCUCUAGUUACGUUUCAAUACAUUUCUGUUCGUUGAGCAUUUUGCCAAAAAAAGAAGCGCGAGCGCUCUGCACCGUGUUGUGGAGAAGAGCAGUGAUUAAAAAAACCUACAUAAAAAAAGAAAAAAAUGAAGCGAAAGUUACUCAAAAAAAGAAGGAAACUCAAAAUCUGAACGAUCAUCAAUCAUCAUGACCUUUAAGACACAAUGUUUUACUAAAACGUGCGACAGGGAAAGAUUAACAUUACCACAACCCUUCCACGUUUGGAGGAGGAGCGUUUGUAAAAGGAAGAAAGUGGCAGGCGUACGAUGGCCUCACUAGUUCCGUGUGCGUGCGGGUGUGUGUAUAUUAUCGGUUUAGUUUUACGUAACAGUAGGGAUGAUGGUACAAACAAGCCAAACAAAUAUAGGUUUCGGAUGGCCUGACAAGCAUAAUGAUUCAGGGUGAUAGAAGCACACGAGGGUCACAGCAUCUUCCAACGCAAGGUGUGUGUGUGUGUGUGACCAUCGUAGUUUUCGUCGUCGUUCUAUAUUAGGGCAGGUUAUGGUUAAGUGCUUUUGUGUUAGAUUUUAUUCGGAAGGAAAUAAAAAAACAAAACCAAAACCUCACAACGAUUUUACGCAUUCGCUCAUCAGCGAACAGAUAUGCUGAUAUGGUGCGUGUGCAAUUAAGUGGAAAAGGGGGAUAACUCUUAUUCCAUUUGUACCGCUGUUCAUUGAAAGUUCAUAUUUUGCUUCCCGGAUGCGAUUAUCAUUGUGUGGGGAGUGAAUAAACGAUCGUUUCGUUAAGCAUAGAGCAUAUGAAACAAUAUUUUUGUAUGAUAUAUUUGUGAAUUUUAAUAAUAAAGAUAACAUUUCCUCCGUCAUGCUUAAA
Messenger RNA from Anopheles stephensi (Asian malaria mosquito), 1760 nucleotides. It is a transcript of the gene REPTOR-BP, whose product is annotated as REPTOR-binding partner. Gene Ontology annotation, cellular component: nucleus. The transcript is spliced from 3 exons. Gene Ontology annotation, molecular function: DNA-binding transcription factor activity. Gene Ontology annotation, biological process: regulation of DNA-templated transcription. The record is from RefSeq and is a predicted model, not a curated record. Bases 336 to 680 code for a protein of 114 amino acids. NCBI's taxonomy places the organism in Eukaryota, Metazoa, Arthropoda, Insecta, Diptera, Culicidae.